ACCGAAAAGCAGAUGUAAAAACUAAUCGAAAUAUGCUAACGGCAGCCCUGGUAGGCAAUUGCUGCAUCCCUAUAACCUCAAAUCUACGCCAAUAGAACCAAUAUACAAGAGAGUUUUGUCAAAUAUCCAGCAAAACUAACUACUGCAGGUACAUGCGGCUGUCCCGAUAGCUCCAGCCAAACGCCAUGAACACCCUAAUGCGCCUAUCACUCCAGUUUCCCCAAUGGCGCACAUAUUGCAUAAAACAAUGCGCAUUCGCCGGUGCAGAAGCCGCUGCUCGAGGUAAACCCAACUAUGAGGAGUUCAUUGGCAACCAUCACCAGCAGGCGCAACGCAGCAUCGUAGUGCAGGUCAGCUCAGAGAAGUCAUACGCUGAAUUGUAUAACUACUGCAGCAGAUUUGGACACAUUGUCACGGUACAGCACUACUCCGUACAGCAUGAAGAUGAGCUGCACUAUAUGUUGCUGGAGUAUGCCAGCUCGGAAGAGGCAACCGCCGCGAUCAGCUCAAGUGCUUAUAAUGCAGAACUCAGCAGUAGUGGCGGUGGCAAUGGCGUGCCGGUACGUUCCCCAUUUCUUUGGUUUCGGGCGCCAGCUCCAGGAGCUGGACGACGGGGACAACCUAAAUUGGCUAACAAUCAGAAAGCGCAUGCGCUGCACACUAUCUACGGCACAAGGGCAUUGAACCAUGAGGCGUUGAAGGAGCUGCUGCACGGUGCCUCUAGUAUUGACCAACAGUUGCAUCUGUUGUAUGAGCGAACGUGUUUGAAUGACCUGGGUGUGCGCAUGCGUUUUCUGGCUGCGCUCCAGGUAGAGCAGGCCAUUUCGGGUAUGUUUCCGGAAGCAUUAGCGCAGCCAUUUGGAUCCUCGGUGAAUGGUUUUGGCAAAAUGGGCUGUGAUCUAGAUUUGAUAUUACGUUUUGAUGGCAAAACUACAACCACUGAUCAGGAUAUUCAACGCGAAGCAUCUCGUCUUAUAUACCACACGAAGGAGAAUCUAAGCAAUGGACGCUCACAGACGCAGCGACAAAUGGAAUGCAUUGGCGAUAUGCUGCAUCUGUUUCUGCCCGGAGUCUGCCAUGUGCGGCGUAUUCUGCAGGCGCGUGUGCCCAUUAUUAAAUACCAUCACGAGCAUCUUGACCUGGAGGUGGAUCUCUCUAUGAGCAACCUCACUGGCUUCUUCAUGUCCGAGCUGCUGUACAUGUUCGGGCAGAUAGAUCCGCGCGUACGUCCUCUGACCUUUUGUGUGCGGCGCUGGGCGCAAUCUUGCGGCUUGACAAAUCCGUCGCCAGGACGUUGGAUUACCAACUUCUCGUUAACCUGCCUGGUCAUGUUUUUCCUGCAACAGUUGCGGCAGCCCAUUCUGCCUGCAAUUGGAGCAAUGGUGAAGGCCGCGACUGCAACAGACAUUCGAGUCACUGAGGAUGGUAUCAAUUGUACCUUUGCGCGGGACAUGGAGCGCGUGGGCUUCCAGAGCCGGAAUACGAGUAGCCUGAGCGAACUGCUCUUGCAGUUCUUUGAGUUCUACUCACAAUUUGACUUUCACAAUCGUGCCAUAUCACUCAAUGAGGGCCGCGCCCUAGCCAAGCCAGAUCAUUCGGCUAUGUACAUUGUGAAUCCGCUGGAGCAGCUGCUGAAUGUGAGCAAAAAUGUUAGCCUGGAAGAGUCGGAGCGACUGCGCAUCGAAGUGCGUAAUGCUGCCUGGAUGCUCGAGUCGGAGGUGGAGAACACGACGCUCUCCGAAAGCGAGCGACGAGAGCAGUCCUGGGGUCUGCUCAAUCUGUUCAAACAUCCCGAGAAGUCUGUCAUACGUCCCAACAUGUUCUUCAAACCGCGCAUGGUCGAGGUCAGCGAUCUGUUUGAUAAAUCCCAGAGUCAACCGCCGGCCAUCAACUACAAAAGCCCCACCGUGCGCCAGCAGGUGCAGAGCAUCAAGGCAGCCGCGCGCAGCGAACUGAAACAGCUGCGAGAGUCCAGCACGACGACAACGACGACGACAACAACGUCCGCAGCCAAAACCAAACGCAGCAGGUGAUAACCGGCGGCAUUUCUAAAGACAAAUCCCAGCUUAGUGUAAAUAUCUAACAAAUAGAAAGUAACUCAACUCUGACUACAUAUUUUAGCUAACUAAAUGUUGUUCAUAUUGUUAAGCGUUGCGCCCCAACGGGCGUACAGUGUACGAGCAUGUUGCAGCCUUGCAUAUGCAACUCGUGUGUGGUGGGCCCAACGGAACAGCUUCCGAGCUAUUCCUGUCUGCACUACCUGCCAGCGUUAAGUAUUGUAGUUGUUUUUUUAUUACAUUUAAUAAAAUUAAAAGAAAGUGUUAAACAAAGCCAGUAAAUGUUCAUGGAGGGGCUAUUGCUGGGAUUGCAACAGUUGCUAGGCUUUUUAUGCAUGCUGUAAACUGAUAUUUGAUGUAUACAAUGUAGUCUAUAUAUAUAUAUAUAUAAAUACUAUUGGCCCCAUGUGUUCAUAUAAAAGUCAGAAUUGAAGUGAGCCCACUAAAUUGUUCAUAAAUAGACCUGAAUAUUAUGCAUUCGAAAUUCGACCCG
Molecule: messenger RNA, 2550 nt
Organism: Drosophila hydei
Lineage: Eukaryota; Metazoa; Arthropoda; Insecta; Diptera; Drosophilidae
Gene: MTPAP
Product: poly(A) RNA polymerase, mitochondrial
Exons: 3
Coding region: 186-2033 (615 amino acids)
Biological process (GO): mitochondrial mRNA polyadenylation
Molecular function (GO): poly(A) RNA polymerase activity
Source: RefSeq, a predicted model, not a curated record